Messenger RNA from Panthera uncia (snow leopard), 1246 nucleotides. RefSeq names its product deoxyribonuclease 2 beta (gene DNASE2B). The record is from RefSeq and is a predicted model, not a curated record. Gene Ontology annotation, biological process: apoptotic DNA fragmentation. The coding region runs from base 34 to 1107 and encodes 357 amino acids. Lineage: Eukaryota; Metazoa; Chordata; Mammalia; Carnivora; Felidae. The transcript is spliced from 6 exons. Gene Ontology annotation, molecular function: deoxyribonuclease II activity.
AUAAAAAAAAAAAAAAAAAAAAAAAAAAAAAAAAUGACAGCCAGACUUCUAAGAACAGCCCUUCCUUUGCUCUUCUUUGCCCUCUUUGGGGUCCUGGAGGCGACAACAAUAUCGUGCAGAAAUGAAGAAGGCAAAGCCGUGGAUUGGUUUGCCUUUUAUAAGUUACCUAAAAGGCAAGACAAGGAAAGCAGACAGACGGGGUUAGAGUACCUAUACCUAGACUCUACAACCAGGAGCUGGAGGAGGAGUAAGCAACUAAUGAAUACCACCAACAGUGUGUUGGGAAGGACAUUACAACAGCUAUAUGAAGCAUAUGCCUCUGAGAAUAACAACACAGCCUAUCUAAUAUACAAUGAUGGAGUCCCUACAUCUGUGAAUUACAGCAGAAAGUAUGGACACACUAAAGGUUUACUGCUGUGGAACCGAGUGCAGGGAUUUUGGCUGAUUCAUUCUAUCCCCAGAUUUCCUCCAGCUCCUGAAGAAGGCUAUGAUUAUCCACCCACAGGGAGGAGACAUGGACAAUCUGGCAUCUGCAUAACUUUUAAGUACAACCAGUUUGAAGCAAUAGAUUCUCAGCUCUUGGUCUGUAACCCAAACAUUUAUAGCUGUUCCAUCCCAGCCAUCUUUCACCAGGAGCUCAUUCAUAUGCCCCAGUUGUGCUCCAGAUCCAGCUCAUCAGAGAUCCCUGACCGGCACCUCACUGCACUUCAGUCAGCCCGGGGCCAAAAAUUCCUCCAUUUUGCAAAGUCUGGUUCUUUUCUUGACGACAUCUUUGCAGCCUGGAUGGCUCAACGGUUGAAGACGCAUUUGCUAACAGAAACCUGGCAGCGAAAGAGCCAAGAGCUUCCUUCAAACUGCUCCCUUCCUUACCAUGUCUACAAUGUCAAAGCAAUUAAGAUAUCUGGACACUCUUAUUUCAGUUCUUACCAGGAUCAUGCCAAAUGGUGUGUUUCCCAAAAGAAGACCAAAAAUCACUGGACCUGCAUUGGAGACUUAAAUCGGAGCCCACACCAAGCCUUCAGAAACGGAGGAUUCAUUUGUACCCAGAAUCAGCAUAUUUACCAUGCAUUUCAAGGAUUGGUUUUGUACUAUGAGAACUGUAACUAAACUUGGUGAAAGGACAUAUGUACCAUUAUUUUCAGCACUGACAAUGGGUCUUCUUCCAUUAGAUCCAUUCUUUAUAUACUAAAAGCCUGUGAGUAUACUUAUAGUCACAAAUCAUCAAAUAAAAUGCUUUUCUACCGUG